Messenger RNA from Chroicocephalus ridibundus (black-headed gull), 4028 nucleotides. RefSeq names its product poly(rC)-binding protein 3-like. Gene Ontology annotation, biological process: regulation of RNA metabolic process; regulation of gene expression. Gene Ontology annotation, molecular function: mRNA binding. Gene Ontology annotation, cellular component: cytoplasm; nucleus. The transcript has 16 exons. The record is from RefSeq and is a predicted model, not a curated record. The coding region runs from base 604 to 1965 and encodes 453 amino acids. Lineage: Eukaryota; Metazoa; Chordata; Aves; Charadriiformes; Laridae.
UUUUUUUCUUUUUUUUUUUUUCUUGGGGAUUCUCCUUUCUCCUGCCAGACUGACUUGCACCUUCUUGAUAAUUUCUCUUCCCCUCGUUUGUUUUUUUUUUUAUACUCUUCUCCCUGCUUCCAAACCUUGUGUCUGUGUGUUUCAAUACUAUCACAACCUCCGCUAAAAAUAGAUCUUUUUAUAUACCCUUCCUCCUCUCUGACCCCAUCCAACACCCCUUGUUAAGGAAACCAUCUAACACCCAGAGCAAGAAACAUAAAUUCACUUGGCUGUCCCAUAGCUCUAAGGGACCUGAUGCAUGAAUGGACUAGAGAAAGGAAAGAGAGAAAAACUCCAAAGACCUACAGGUCAUCUUGCUGGCAGGGUCAAGUUUUCUUCGGAUUGAGGCAGAAUUGUGGCUCGCAGACACCUGAUGUGAUAGAGCAUACUCAACACCUUUAGGUAUCUUCCUUGAGACCGCAGAGUGACUGCAAAACCUGCCCAACGACAGUAAUUUUUUAAAUAUCACUGGUCUUCUGACGAGUUGAUUGAGUGAAUAGAAAAAAGAGGAAAAAAAAAAAGAAAAACGAAGCUGCUUUCAAGUAUUGAAGAUACAAGGCCAGGAUGAACACGAAGGACACAAAAGUGACUGAAGGAGGUCUCAAUGUCACGCUUACCAUACGCCUUCUCAUGCAUGGCAAGGAGGUUGGAAGCAUUAUCGGAAAGAAAGGUGAAACAGUUAAGAAGAUGAGGGAGGAGAGUGGUGCUCGAAUCAAUAUUUCAGAAGGCUCCUGUCCAGAGAGAAUUGUGACAAUAACAGGCCCAACAGAUGCGAUUUUUAAAGCUUUUUCUAUGAUUGCACUAAAAUUUGAAGAGGACAUAAACACUUCAAUGACAAACAGCACGGUGACAAGCAAACCCCCGGUAACGCUGCGGCUCGUCGUCCCGGCAAGUCAGUGUGGAUCCCUUAUAGGAAAAGGAGGUUCCAAAAUCAAGGAAAUCAGGGAGUCCACAGGAGCCCAGGUGCAGGUCGCGGGGGACAUGUUGCCAAACUCCACGGAGCGCGCAGUCACUAUAUCCGGCACCCCCGACGCCAUCAUCCAAUGCGUGAAACAAAUAUGCGUGGUUAUGCUGGAGUCCCCACCCAAAGGUGCCACCAUCCCCUACCGUCCCAAACCUGCCUCUGCACCUAUCAUUUUUGCAGGUGGCCAGGUAAGAGCAGACACCAUUUUGGCUUCAGCUGGAAACCACACCGUCUUGGCCCAACCUCAGCCAGCGCCUGCAUUCACGAUUCAGGGGCAGUACGCCAUCCCUCAUCCAGACGUGAGUCCUGCGCAUUUGACCAAGCUUCACCAGUUGGCUAUGCAGCAUCCCCCCUUUACUCCCCUUGGGCAGACCACCCCUGGUUUCCCUGGACUGGAUGCCACUACUCCAACCAGUUCCCAUGAACUUACUAUUCCCAAUGAUUUAAUAGGCUGCAUUAUUGGCAGACAAGGCAGUAAGAUAAAUGAAAUCAGGCAGAUGUCAGGAGCGCAGAUCAAGAUUGCUAAUGCCACAGAAGGCUCCGCAGAACGACAAGUUACAAUCACAGGAUCCCCUGCAAACAUCAGCUUAGCACAGUACCUCAUUAAUGCAAGCUUAGAGAUGGCUAAAGUCAGCACCCAGACCGCUUCCGUCACGACCCCUGUUGACCUCAACAUGAACCUCUCUCAGUCUGCCACCCCUACCUCCACCCCCACCUCCAUGGCCGUCCUGGCGGCCGCCUCCGCCGUUGCCGUCAGUUCCCCCCCUCCCCUACCAACUCUGCCAACCACCCACUAUGCCGUUCCUGUCUCCAGUCUGCUUGGCAUGAAAACUGUCCCACUCCUGGCACUAAAUGCCGCGGCCGCCGCGGGGGCCACGGGGAGUUUGUCCGCUUACACUGCCAAAAUUCCUUCGACGAGCGGGGUUAAGAAAUCUGACCGCCAGAAGUUUGCUCCAUAUUGAAGGGAUGAGACACAAUGCAAGCUUUGCCAGCUCUACCAAGAGUCUGUGGUAGAUCCUAGUUUAUCAAGGAAACAAUACGGCAUCUUUUAUUUUUCUGUUUAAAUUGCUAGUGUUAACUGUUGCCGACGCAAGUCGUCUUCCGCUCUCCAUAACGACUAACACCCGGGCACCACCUAACAACUAGUUCCAACAGCGGGUGGACAAGAGCCUGGGGGCUUUCUCCACCAGCCCAGGGCCUUUUCCCACCAACCUGGGAGCUUUCCCCGCCAGCCCAAGGGCUCUCCUCCCAUCCCUCUGCCGUGGCCCUCCGGCAACCCCCCCCAGCCCAGCAGGGUUGCCCCCAGCCUAGCAAGGAGAGACCUGGAGAGAAAGAAAAAAACAGAAAUGAGGCAAAAAUUUUGGUGGCCGGGUCAUGCUCCGGCCAUGCUGCCUGGUGUAUAACUGCACUGGCAUCCCUUGGAAGGCAUCCCUCCAACUUCAGAGGUUGGUAAAUUUACUAUGAUAAAUUGGCACCUCUGAUGAAUUAUUUUUUUUAACUGCUACAGAUUUCCGUUGCAAACCUGGCACUUCUGAUGAUUGGUAGCCCCCCCUGCAAUCCCCCGUGAAGUGCCGGCCACCCCUCUGUCAUUCGACAGGCCUGAAGACUCCCAUCCUCCCUGCCUGCGAGCAGGAGCCGGGGGCAAGAAAGCACCAAACCCCCGGUACUUCUGUGCACAACAAAUGAAGCUCUCUGGGCUGAGAAAUGCUGCUAAGUUCAAAUGGUGGGAAGACAACAAGAAAAAAAUAUCAGGCACCUGUCCCUUUCCUUUUCAUUCUUUUAAAGGCCGCAACUGUUUUUCUCUGGUUUGGAAAAACGUAAUAUUAAGAACUCCACCGUAGGGAGGGAGAGCAGGCUCCUCCUUUUGCACUCAGAUGUUAUAUGCAUAACAACAAAGCGCUUAUUUCUGUAAGUACUGAAUAGUAGGUACAAACCAGACAUGUGCUAUUGUGGUACCCCCUCCCACAUAUGUUUUGUUCGGCCAAAAUGGCCAUUUUUUUGCUCGGUUUCUGUACAAAAUACAUCCCUGUUUAACACACCGCUACUCAUGCAGUCAGGUUGUAUUGUAAUUACAGAUGAAAUCUAGUGCUUAUCAAAGGCCAUUCAAAGGGUCGCUGCCCGCACAGGUAACAUGCCUUUAACAAGAACUUAACGAUGUUCAGAUGAACUAAAACCAGUCACCUAAUUGCAGCCAAACCGAAGCGAGCCCGGGGACGUAAUGGCUGGUCGCUAGCUGUUGGAACUAGUUUUUAACUGCAUUUUCUGUUUGUCCAUCCACCUUCUUUUUUUUUUAAUUUCUGUUGCAUAACUUCAGUAAUGCAAUCUUGUUUUCCUCACCACUUCCGAAUCCAGAAUCCCAUCAGCCCGCCAUGUUCAUCCACUUUGCACUCCUUGGACACAAAGCUUUAACGAUUGAACUGUAUUCAGUGCAUUUUAAUAUAAACUAAAAACACAAUGCAAAUGCAAUACUUUUUAAAAACAUGGUAUUUCAAAGUGUGUUAUUAUUAUUGUAUAGGGCUAAGUACUAUCUCAGUAUUUUGUGUCAUUUCUGUAUUCUGUGGGCUUCUCUUCACCGUAGUACCUUUGCACUAAGUUUUGUCACUGUAACCGUUUGUAGAACUGCCAUUGUUACAGUUUGCACUUAUCCAAAUGGGGGUUUUGGUUGGUUUUGUUGUUUGGGGUUUUUUUUUUUUAUUUUGUUGCUUUGGGCUUUUUUUUGUUUUGUUUUGUUUCGUUUGUAUAUAAUGAAGGAAAAACUGGAAAUAAUGUCAAGGUACCUCAGCUAUUUAACAGCUCUAGAAAACUGCUGUAAAAUUGUUCUGGACUAUUGUAACUGUUUCAAUAACUGACAUUUAAAAAAAAAACAACAAACAAACAAACAAAAAAAAAAAAAACAAAACACAAACCACCAACCUCUGUGUGGGAAAACUUGCCUGCAUUGAAAUGCUGUUCUGUGCUGGUUGUACUCAAGUGUUAUUUUUUUAAUAGUGAGAAGAUUUUUUUUCUUUUUUUUUGCCUUUUUUUU